UACUUCCAGCGCGUAUUGUCAGCCCGUACCAGCAGACAGGCCCAGGUGCUCUCCUUCGCUGGUUCACUCGGCUGUAUCGUCAUGGCUAUACCUGCCUGCAUCAUCGGGGCCAUCGCUAAGGGCACAGACUGGGAGCAAACCGGGUACACCAAAGACAUCACGGCAGAGGACCAGAAGAAACUUGUGUUACCGCUUGUAAUGCAAUACCUCACCCCAAAGUGGGUCGCCUUCCUGGGUCUGGGUGCCGUCAGCGCUGCCGUGAUGUCCUCGGCUGACUCCUCGGUGCUCUCCGCCUCGUCCAUGUUCGCCAAUAACAUCUACAAGAACGUGUUCCGACGAAAUGCCAGCGAGAAGGAGGUGUUAUGGGUGAUGCGUGUGUCCGUCAUCGUGGUUGCCGUCUGCGCCUCCGCCAUCGCCAUCCAAGGGAACUCCAUCUACCAGCUCUUCUACCUGUGCGGCGACCUCGUGUUCGUGAUGCUCUUCCCUCAACUCACCUGCGCCGUGCACUUUCCGGACCGCGUCAACACCUACGGGUCCAUCACCGCCUACGUGCUCGGCUUCUUGCUCAGAAUACUUGGUGGAGAGAAGGUCCUGGGCAUACCCGCCGUGAUUAAGUACCCUUUGUACAUCGACGGGGUCCAGUACUUCCCCUUCAGAACACUCUCCAUGGCUGUGACCUUCGUGACGCUGCUCCUCGCGUCUUGGCUAACCCGCCGCCUCUACGAGAUGGGCCGCCUGCCUGACCCUCUCGACGUGUUCGCGGCCCGCAGCAUGGAGGUUACGGCGCUACCCAAGAAGUCUCGCGUCGGCCACUCCCAGGACGGCAUCGAUAACCCGGCGCUGGACGAGACUAACGGGCGUGUGAGACAGAUGGAAAUGGAGAAAUUUUAGAAGUGUGACAGCCUGAUAAAGAGAGACAAAAGGAUAGAAUGUAGAAGAAACUUAUGGAACGGGAAAAGUUUUAGAAUCGUAAGAGUUUAAGGAAGGAGGGAGGUGAAGGAUACAAAGAAGGAGAAACUGAUAAAGAGGGAGAAGUUUUAGAAGCGUGAAUGGCUGGUGAAGAGAGAGAGAGAGAGAGAGAGAGAGAGAGAGAAAGGAUGGGAAGAAGGAAAGGAAAAAGAAGAAGAAAGGAAGAAAGGGAGAUAGAUGAAGGAUAGGAAGGUGAGAAGACCAAUGAAGAAGAAACAGUUUUAGAAAUGUGAAAGGAUGAUGAAAGGAGAGACAAGAAAGGAUGGGAUGAAGGAGGGGAAACUGAUGAAAAUGAAGAAGGUUUCGAAGCGUGAGAGGUUAAUGAAAAGAGGUGAAAGAUGGGAAGGAGAAGAGAAGAACUAAUGGAGAUGAAGUUGUAGAAGUGUGAAAGGAGAAAAGUAAAGAACAUGGGAAGAUGAGAGAAAAGAGGUGAAGGGCGGAGAAAAUGAAGGGGAAGAGAUGAAGGAAGGAUUUUAAGAUUGAUGAAGAGAAAGAGAGAGUAUUAGAGCUGUGGAAGGUUGAGAUUGAGAGAGAUAGAGAGUGAUAGAGUCUCAGUGAUAGAGAUAGGAUUUUUUUUAAGCGAUAUUGAAGUUGAGAGAAGGAUAGAUGUAUGGGUUGUAGUGGGUUGUUGAGACUUUGGGGUUUUAUAUACGGGAAGGGAGGGUUGGGGGGAGAAACUUAUAUGUAGAAAGAAGAGUUAAAAGUAUGGAGAAUUAAAUAGAGCGAUAAUUAUGUAUGUGUGCGUGUGUUUGUGAGUGUGUUCGGUCAGUGUUUGUUUACUUACCUCAUGGAGUUGAUGAUUAUAUACGAGUUGGUUGUGAGGAAUGAAUCGCCUGAAUGUAUUGAUAUAGAGAGUUUAUUAAGUGCAGAAUAAAACAGGGACACAUUUUAUGAUUAGAUGAUGUGUAUAUAUGUGUAAUUUUCAUAUACUCAGCUUUCCAUGUCAUAGAGAAUUAUUGAUAUUUUACCAUUUUUUUUAUAAUUUAGGAUAUAAUUGAGAUGAAUGUUACUAGAGUAUUGAAUUAAGUCCAUGGUUUAUUUAUAUGUUUCAAUCUUUCAGUCAUUUUCCGCAGAGUUUUAGUAUUUUUAUUUUUUCUUUAUUUAUUUUCCUUUAUUUCAUUGUCUAAUUUACUGUAGGAUGUGAGCUCUUUUAUAUAUUCUUUCAUGAUUCAACACUUCUUUUUACUAAUUCUCCUUUAUUUUCUCUUUUUUUUUCUAUUUACAUUCACUUCAAUUUCAAGAUGUAUUUUUAUUCAUGUGUAAUUGUGUACGAGAGAAAUGAUAUUUUUACCUCAAUACAUCUAUGUUUAUACUUCUUUUUUAUUUCAUUUUUACAUUCACUUAUCGAUAUAUCACAAAAAAGUAUUAGAUUUUUUUUUUCUCCCAUCUCUAUAUUUUUACCUGUUUCUGUGAUUUUUUUUUUUUUCGUGUGUGUGUAUGUGUGUUCAUCUUUCUCUGUCUCUCAUUCAUCUUUCUUUCUCUCUCAUUCAUCUUUCUUUCUCUCAUUCAUCUUUCUAUUUCUCUCAUUUAUCUUUCUCUCACUCACCUUUCAUUCGUCUUUUUCUUCCUCUUCUUAUUCUUCUUUUUCUUUCGUUCAUUCGUCUUUCUCUUUCUCUCAUUCAUCUUUCUUUUUCUCUCAUUCAUCUUUCUUUCACUCAUCUUUCUCUUUCUCUCAUUCAUCUUUUUCUUCCUCUUCUUAUUCUUCUUUCUCUUUCUCUCACUCGUCUUUCUCUUUCUCUCAUUCAUCUUUCUCUUCCUCUUCUUAUUCUUCUUUCUCUUUCUCUCAUUCCUCUUUCUUUUUCUCUCAUUCAUCUUUCUCUUUCUAUCCGUACUCAUCUUUAUCUAUCCGCGUCUGAGUUUAUCUGCCAAUCUGUCUGUCUCUUUGUCUGACCGUGUCUCUCAUCACAACUCGGAGGAUCACACGGCGUGGGUCCUUCCGCCCCUCCGAAUUUAUGUGUUGUCAGAUUAAUGGCUUCGUGUCGAGGGAGAGGAACGGGGCAGGUGAAGUUGUGAAAGGGGAACAGGUAAGGACAGGUAGAGGUGAUUGAUAGAGGUGGAGAUUAUGUAGCUAUGUUGAAGUUGAGAGGAAUAGAGAUGGGGUAUGGUAGGGUAAGGAAGACCAGGUAAGGAUAGGUAAAGGUAGAUUAGAUAAGGUAAGAUCAGGGAGAGAGAGAGAGAGAGAGAGAGAGAGAGAGAGAGAGAGAGAGAGAGAGAGAGAGAGAGAGAGAGAGAGAGAGGCAAGGGAAGGGAAGGGAAAGUGUUCGUCUCUCAAGAAAACAAUGACGAACAAAAACAAGAAAACGAGUUACCUUAAAGAAAAUAAUAAGUAACAGGUACUGAGGUGAAUGUACAUAUGUCAGAUGUGAUGUUACUUAAGGUAUGACCAGGUGUGAAGAGGCAGAUAAAUAGGUGUUUACAGGUAUCACAGGUGUGCCGUGAAGGUAAGACGGACAGGUGUGUGGGUAGGAAAAGGUUGCCCAGGUGUAUGUAGGGCUGCCUCAGCUUACCUCAGUACUUACCUGUCUCUCACCCCUGACAUUAAAGCAUGAAUAGAAACGUUUAAUUUGUAUUUCGUAAUUAUGUUUUACUCUAUUAACUGAGGGGGGAAUUCAGUGAUUAUCAUUUUUAUCUUUUAUCGUUUCUACGUCAUUUCACUUAAUUUCACAAGUGCAUGUUGAAAU
Messenger RNA from Eriocheir sinensis (Chinese mitten crab), 3650 nucleotides. RefSeq names its product high-affinity choline transporter 1-like. The record is from RefSeq and is a predicted model, not a curated record. The transcript is spliced from 7 exons. Gene Ontology annotation, molecular function: choline:sodium symporter activity. The coding region runs from base 82 to 891 and encodes 269 amino acids. Gene Ontology annotation, biological process: choline transport; acetylcholine biosynthetic process; transmembrane transport. NCBI's taxonomy places the organism in Eukaryota, Metazoa, Arthropoda, Malacostraca, Decapoda, Varunidae. Gene Ontology annotation, cellular component: plasma membrane.